Messenger RNA from Racocetra persica, 561 nucleotides. NCBI's taxonomy places the organism in Eukaryota, Fungi, Glomeromycota, Glomeromycetes, Diversisporales, Gigasporaceae. The record is from the annotation of a GenBank genome assembly.
GACGAUAAUGAAUUAAAACGUACUAUGAAAGAACAAGUGAUGAGAUCACCCUCGAAAGGAGAUAUUGGGAUUGAUAGAUUCAAUGGUGUUGUAUUUCAGCAAAUUGUAAAUGGGAAAGAGCAUUGGAACAGUAAAGGUAUAGGUCAACCGGUUAAUAUGAGAAGAUUAUCAUUGGAAAAGCAAUUUGAGAUUGCACGAGUUGUUGGGUUGGAAGAUCUGUUCGAUAAUGUAUAUGAAAUUCCAGUGGAGAAUAUACCUAGUAAGAAGUGUGUAGUGAAGGAGAAAACUAGAAGAAAGGAAAAAGAAUAUAUACCUGAUAUCCGAAGUGUGAAUAGAAAUAUUGUUAAUAAUGGGGUAAAGCUGCAGAUGAUAAAGCGAAAAAUGAGUAGAAAAGUCAGAAAUAAUGAGUAUGUGGAUUUAGAUGAAAGUGCAUUGCGAAUUGACAAUGCGAAAGUUAAAGUGAUGGAAAGUCUUGAUAAAGAUGGUAGUAAUCCAAAGAAGCUGGACAUGUCAUGUGUUGUUGGUGAAAAUGAAAUUCAAAGGUUUAAUAGUAGCCCGAUA